Molecule: messenger RNA, 1572 nt
Organism: Penicillium concentricum
Lineage: Eukaryota; Fungi; Ascomycota; Eurotiomycetes; Eurotiales; Aspergillaceae
Product: sugar porter family MFS transporter
Exons: 2
Coding region: 1-1572 (523 amino acids)
Biological process (GO): transmembrane transport; carbohydrate transport
Cellular component (GO): membrane
Molecular function (GO): carbohydrate:proton symporter activity
Source: RefSeq, a predicted model, not a curated record
AUGGGCAUAUUCAAGAAUAGUCGUGUGUACGUGCUCGCCACGGUGGCGUAUACGGGUUCAUUCCUAUUCGGAUAUGACACCGGUGUGAUGGGAAGUGUACUGGAACUUCCAAGUUUCAAGGCCGAUUUUGGACUUACGGGUGAAAGUUCGGGUUUCUCAGAUGCCAAAAAAUCCCAAGUCUCAUCAAAUGUCGUUUCACUUCUCACGGCCGGAUGUUUCUUCGGCGCUAUUCUUGCCUCCUUCGUUAACGAGAAGUUCGGCCGUCGUUAUUCCAUCAUGGGCUUCCUCAUGUUCUUCCUUAUCGGCUCUGCCGUUCAAACCGCCGCUCACGGCGCGCUCUCUUAUAUGUACGGUGGACGAGUGAUUGCCGGUUUCGGAGUUGGAGGCAUGUCAGCCAUCACACCAGUCUUCGUGUCCGAGAACUGCCCACCGGCGAUCCGUGGUCGUAUCGCUGGUCUCUUCCAGGAGUUCCUCGUCAUUGGUGUCACCGUUGCAUACUGGCUUUGCUAUGGUGUCUCAGAAACCAUCGCCCCUACAACCAAACAGUGGCGCAUCCCCGUUGGAUUCCAGCUUGUGCCGGGUGGUCUGAUGAUGAUAGGCCUGUUCUUUUUGACCGAGUCUCCUCGUUGGUUAGCGAAGGAGAAUCGCUUCGAGGAAGCCCUCGAAGCCCUUGCAUAUAUGCGCAACGAGUCAACUACCAGCCCUGCCGUCCAGACUGAGAUGGCGGAAAUUAAAGCGGCCGUUGAACACGAGGUCGAAUCAACUCAGGGUCUUACUUGGCGGGAACCAUUCCUACCUGGAAAUCGCAUCCGCUUCAUCAACUGUUUCUUGAUUAUGUUCUGGCAGCAGUGGACCGGCACCAACAGUAUCGGAUACUAUGCUCCCCAGCUCUUCCAGACCGUUGGAGUGGCCGGAGGCAGCACGAGCUUGUUCACAACGGGCAUCUAUGGUAUCGUCAAGGUAGUUACCACCGGAAUCUUCCUCGUGAUUGGUAUCGACAAAAUUGGUCGACGAUGGUCUCUUAUUGGUGGCGCUCUUUGGAUGUGCACGAUGAUGUUCAUCCUGGGUGGUGUUCUGGUGUCCUAUCCUCCGGACCCGGAUGGUAACAGUGGGAUUUCGUCUGCAUCCCUCGCUAUGAUUGUCAUGAUUUAUUUCUACGUCAUUGGCUACUCCGCGUCGUGGGGACCGAUUCCAUGGGUUUACAUUUCUGAGAUUUUCCCAACUCGUCUUCGCUCGUACGGUGUUGCUACCGGAUCGGCAACUCAAUGGCUCUUCAACUUUGUGGUCACUUAUGUGACUCCUGCUGCCAUCAAUAACCUUGGCUGGCGAACCUUUAUCAUGUUUGGUUGCUUCUGCUUUGUUAUGGCUAUCUGGGUUUUCCUUGUCGUCAGGGAAACAAAGGGUCGCUCCCUCGAGGAGAUGGAUGUCCUCUUCGAGAAGUUCCAUGCCUUUGGCAAAGUACGUGAUAUUGAAACUUCGGCCCUUGAAAGGAAGCUUUCAUUCGAUGACGCUGCUACUUCGACUCAUAAUGAGGUACAGGGUAUUGAAACUGAGGAUCGUGUGAAGAGAUAA